This is a messenger RNA of Spinacia oleracea (spinach), 905 nucleotides long. RefSeq lists its product as uncharacterized. Lineage: Eukaryota; Viridiplantae; Streptophyta; Magnoliopsida; Caryophyllales; Amaranthaceae. Bases 170 to 691 code for a protein of 173 amino acids. The record is from RefSeq and is a predicted model, not a curated record. The transcript has 3 exons.
GAUUAUACCAAGAUGGAAAUAGCUAGCUAGUAAUUAGAUUUUAAUACAAGUAGUAAUUAAUAAUUAUACUAAUAUUUUAAAGUGAAAUGAAAGAAAAAUAAAUCUAUAACUUAGGAUAUGAUCGCAGAUUAAACAGAGGACGACCCAAACCUAGCUAAGAGAGGUUAAGAUGAGAGAGCCUAAAACUGUGGAAUACCUGGUUGUGAUUUUCCUUGGUAUGGCAGCUGCUGGUCUUGCUUUUGGUGCUGAGGCUACAAGGAUUAAGGCAUCAGACGUUAGCAUACCAGCGUUCGGCAAAUGUGAAUAUCCAAGAAGUCCAGCAAUUAUACUUGGAUCCGUAGCUGCAUCGCUCGCCCUCAUCAACCAGAUAAUCAUUAGUGUUGUAGUUCGCUAUGCUUAUCGGGGGACAAUUCACAACUCUAAAACUAUUUGUGGUGCAAUGUUUUGUUUCAUUUUAUCGUGGGUCAUGUGUUGUACUGGGAUUGGUCUUCUCGUAGCUGGUGUAUACUUCAGUUCUCGUCAAGAGUUUCUUGCCUCAAUAGGACGUUGCUAUACCUUAAAUCGCAAGUUACUUGGAACAGGUGGCUGGAUGGUACUUUUUGCCAGUAGCGAUGGUCUAUGCGCUUUCUACUACUUCUCGGUUGACUGUUGUUCUGCAGACCGUCGCUCCGCACCAGAAGCAGUUCCGUAACAUGGGGGCGUUGUCAUGGGAAAUUCUCAGUUUGAUCCCGUUUCAGCGAACUCGAACACCGAGAAAUAGCAAUACGUUUGAAUGAUUAUAAUUUGAGUAGCCAUUUCACGAAGAAUCAUUUAUCCAAAUUUUAAAUGUGAAAAAUCUUUCAAUUGUAAAAACAAAAAUUGUUAGUUUUAUGGUACGUCAUUAAUGAAAUUGCCUCAUCUCGCGA